UAUAAUUAAAUUUCUCUCUCUAUAUCUUUAUAUAUAGUCCCAUCCCAUCCUUUCACUGUACUGCAUAAAGCAAAACGCUGUGACAUCUCUGGCUGCCAAACUCAGCUAUUUUCUAGCCUACUUUUUUCCACCUCUGCCAUUUUUGCUUUCUCAGAGUCCAAACACUAGGGCAUUUAGAGCAAAAACCCAGAUAAAGGAAGGGGAAAGAGAGUACUUUGUAGGUUAAUUUCUUUAGAAAGAGAGACAAGGCAAGGCUGUUUGGUGUUUUCAGAGAGAAAGUGAAGAUGGGUGAGAAAGAUGAUGGUUUGGGGUUGAGUCUUAGCUUGGGAUGUGCAACGACUCAGCCUUCCUUUAAGUUGAAUCUUAUGCCUAUGCCUUCUCAUCAUAACAUGCAGAUUCAUCACCAGAAAACUUCCUGGAACGAGCUAUUUCAUUCAUCUAAUCGAAACUGUGAUACUAGAUCAUUCCUAGGAGGAAUAGAUGUGAAUAUUGCACCAUCAACGGUGGAGUGCGAUGAAGAAAACGGGGUUUCAUCUCCAAAUAGCACGGUAUCUAGCAUUAGUGGAAAAAGAAGCGAGAGAGAGCCCAUCGGUGAUGAGACUGAGGCUGAGAGGGCUUCUUGCUCUCGUGGUAGUGACGACGAAGACGGUGGUGCUGGUGACGCAUCAAGAAAGAAACUAAGGUUGUCAAAAGAACAAUCCUUAUUGCUUGAAGAGACCUUCAAGGAGCAUAGCACUCUUAAUCCUAAGCAAAAGCUGGCUUUGGCAAAGCAGUUGAAUCUGAGGCCUAGGCAAGUUGAAGUGUGGUUCCAGAACAGAAGGGCAAGGACAAAGCUGAAGCAGACAGAGGUGGAUUGUGAAUACUUAAAGAGGUGUUGCGAGAAUCUAACAGAGGAGAACAGACGAUUGCAGAAGGAAGUCCAAGAGCUUAGGGCACUGAAACUCUCCCCACAACUCUACAUGCACAUGAAUCCUCCAACCACUCUCACUAUGUGCCCUUCAUGUGAGAGAGUUGCUGUGUCCUCAUCCUCUGCUGCUCCUGCCCCUAAUGGAUCCACUCGCCUCCCAAUGGGUGGUCCGAACCAGCAAAGGCCAGUGCCCAUCAAUCCUUGGGCUGCAUUGCCAAUUCACCAUCGUCCUUUUGAUGCCCCUGCUUCUCGAUCGUAAUUGUAGGACAUGGAAAGGGGCAUUUUGAUAAAGGAAAUAUAAAGGGUUAGAAAGAUAAAAAGAAUCAAUGAAUGGUCGUGGGGUAGUAGGAUAGGAUUUUGUUAAAGUAUUAAGUGAAGCCUUCCUUUUUAUCUUUUAUUGGUGUAAAUGGUGGAGGAGGAGGAGGUGAUGGAAGGUUGUGUUUAUAGUGGGAAGUAGAACGAGUUUGGAUUUGGAAGGAUAUAAACAAGGGAAUCUGAAUCUUUUAUUUAUGAUAUUAUCUUUUAGAUUUGAUGUGGAAAAAGUGGGAUUUAGUGGGAAUGGAAGGGGACAAUACUUGUGAUUCUAAUGAACCAACGAACAAUUAUGAGAUAAAACAAUUUCAUCUUGUUCAACUGUAUCUUAUUGGUGCCUUUUCUUAUCUAAAAAGGCUGUCUAUUCAUGGAGAUUAUAUUCUACCUGUUUGGUUAUGUGAAUCUUUAAUGCAUUUGACUGUUUGGUUAUUCUCUGUAUAUUAUUAUACAAUCUUUUCAUGUUAAAGAACCACGGGCUGAAAGUAGCAGCAGCCCACGGAGAAAGAACGCAGCAGGUUUACAAAAAUUAGGCCCAUAUACUGUUAGCCCAAAACCCUUAAAUAUACGCCGAAGGAUCAGAAAUGGAUGCGGAGUACAAAGCCAAAUCACAAUAAGGCUGCUCAUAUCGUCAUGGAAAAGUCUAUGUUGGAUUUUGUCUGAUGCCGAAGCUUCCAGCAUCCACAGCCACAAGGUUUUAUCCAAUAGGGCCAAUUCAUUAACUUCAUUGAUUGAUACGAAACUUUAAAAUAUUAAUAGAAUGAGUAAGACAUGUUGUAAAGGGAAGCAUUCAUUCAAGUUA
This is a messenger RNA of Pistacia vera, 2018 nucleotides long. RefSeq names its product homeobox-leucine zipper protein HAT3. Bases 285 to 1166 code for a protein of 293 amino acids. Lineage: Eukaryota; Viridiplantae; Streptophyta; Magnoliopsida; Sapindales; Anacardiaceae. The transcript is spliced from 4 exons. Gene Ontology annotation, biological process: regulation of DNA-templated transcription. Gene Ontology annotation, molecular function: sequence-specific DNA binding; DNA-binding transcription factor activity, RNA polymerase II-specific. The record is from RefSeq and is a predicted model, not a curated record. Gene Ontology annotation, cellular component: nucleus.